ACAAUUUUGUUUCAAAAUGGCGUCUAAUGUUGAAUAUUACGAAAAACAGAAAGAAUUUCAAGAUAAAAUAAAUAAGAGUGAGCAAGAGAGGCUUAGAUUGGGCCAACAGUUGAAAGCAUAUUUUCAGUCAGACCAGAGAUUAGGCAAACUGAAGGCUGUACGUCUACAUAACUAUUGGAAGAAGAUCUGUGAGGAUGAACGUCGGAGCAAGCAGAGGAAUGAACAGAUCCGCCGAGAGUUUGAGAGGAUUGAUACACACAUGGCCUCCCUUGGCUCCCGAACAGAGAAACUCAGAAUAUUAAAGAAAGAAUAUGAGGAGUACAUAGAGAGGACCUACCCCCAGUGGAGGGAGCUAUGUCAGACCAAGAUGGCUGGGUCUCAGCCUGCUGCCACAGAUGCGUCUGAUGGUCAAGCAGGCAGUCCUCGUGAGGAGACGGACCCAAUAGCUGAGAAGGUGAAGCUACAGAUGUCACAGAUCAUCAACAAUAAAUCCACAACUAAGCCAUCCAACAAUAUCAUGAACAUUCGAGCCGUGGGAACACCUCAAUCCGCUUCUACAAGUGCUGCUCCUGUGACAACCCACCAGACCUAUACAGUCUCCCAACAGUCCUACAUGGCUUCUGAGCAGCCUCCCCAUGCCUCCCAGCAGACAUACACAGGGUCACAAGUUGCAUCAUCAGUCCCUCAGCAGAGCUACCCAGGGACACAGCUUGCAUCAUUCACCCCCCAGCAGUCCUUACCAUCAGCCCAGCCGGGCACAGAUUCUCAUCACACAUAUAUGAACAGCUCAGCCAUCUCAGAAGACACAUAUCCAGCCUCCAGAAGCUUUUGCUAUUCAAGUCGUGUUGCUGAAACAUCUGUUGAUCGGGACAGUGAUUUGAUGGGUAAAGUGCUUCAGUCUGAGACUCCCCGUGAUGUUAGUAGGGUGUCCAAUACUCUCUCAGACACACCUCGUGACAAGAGUGAAGAUGGUGGACCAUUGCCUGUACAGAACAUUAGUAUACAGAGAAAGGUGGCAAGCCCAGCACAGGCAACAGGUAACAAAGUUUCAGCCAUGCAGCCUGAAGUUGAUGAAGAAGAUGUUGACUUUGGCAGUGAUGUUGACCUCCCACUGAGUGAUGCACAGGGUCACGCUCCUGUACAACAAAGGGAGAGAACUGUGUCAGGUGGAGAAGAUUCUGUCUCUGCAUCAAAGCCUUUUGCUAGAGGAUCCAGUUUUCACUCAUCAAAACGAUGGAGCGAGUAUGGCUGUGUGAAGCCGGAACUGACACUGGAGGGUUUGCUGUUCCUGCUUAAAGUUGUGCAGGAGGAUUUCCCCCAAGCCUUUGCUUUAGAUGGCUACUACAGAUCCUACAGACCAGACUCAUCUGCCAGACUGGAGAUCAUACAAAAAGCCAACAGCAAGAGUGACCUGGAGACGUUUGACCUGAACCAAGUGAGCAUGCUGGUGUUGGAGCAGAUGAUUCUGGUGGUGAUGAGUCUGAAGGAUGGCUACUUGUUGUCUGACAGUCUACUGGACCAGGCCGAGAACACCGCUCUCACACAGCAUGCCAUCAAGCAGCAGUUGUCUCCUGAUGGGCAGACAUUGUGGAACGGCUUGUUCAACCACUUCUCCCUGCUGCUGCAGUACAAGGUGAUGGAGCCCAAGGAAAUAGCCGCCAUUUUUGUGCCCUGCAUAGUAGAGGAUGGAUCACUCAAACAGAAAAAAGCAUACCAGUUGGUUACACGUCUACUGACAGUAAUGAGUGGGGAUGAGACUGAUGAUGCUUCUUCCCUGGCCUCCCCAGUGCGUCAACCCCCUCCACCGCACACACCCAAGGCUGAAGUCAACAGUGGCACAUAUGAUGGAAAAGUUCCACCAUUGAAGUUUGGCAGCCUGCUGGAAAAACCUCUCACCGAUGAUGAGUCAACCAGCUUUUUCAGUAGUGCUCCCAGGGAUAAAAUGCCACUAAACGAAACUGAUGCCUACAAGAACAUGCUGAGUGGAACAAUGAACAGCCAGCCCAGCACACACAUAGAGGAGGAAGAGGAUACUGAUGAUGAUGUUGAGAAACAGUUUGCCUCGGUGUUGUCUCCUCGUACCCCAGCAAGCAACAGCAUCCCAGAGGCAGUGGCUAACUUUGACACACAAAGUAAGCCACCCCAGAUCGAAGAUGACGAAGUGUCCGAGAUGAGCAGCCCAACAGCGGCAAAUAGUCCUGUGUAUGUCCCAACAGCAAUACAGAUGAGGUCAACAAUGAACUCGACAGGUUCAAACCAGCCAGUCAAGAGAAUAGCGGGAAUAAAAAUCAGCUCUGACCUUGACACAGAUUCUGAGCUCGAUGUUCUUGCAGCCAGCAAGAGGCGACAGGAAUCGGAGGAACAGGAGGAUGACUUCGACUUCUAUGGCUGAUCCUUGUAGAUUUGCCAGGUCACCAGUGACCAUAUAUAUCAACAUAUCUCUGAUCUAGUCUUCUUGAUUAGUUGGUGCAUUUAAGUCCAUAUGUAUCCAGUACAUUUAUAAAUAUUUACUUCUCAUCAACACUUAUUGACCAUGCUGACCUGAACAUUCUGUAAGCACAGGAUGCUUGGUGUAGUGGUUGACUCUCAGUCAUUUCAGGAUCUCCAGGCAGCCAUUGAGCUUAUUGCUAGUGAUUUGUAGUUCCUAAACAAUGGGUACAUUUUCAUGAUAUAUAUAGCACCAGUGCAAACAGUUAAAAUCUUAACUGUCCAACUCUCUAUGUGCUGAUUUAUAAACAUGUUCCCAAUGCUUUUCUCACCAUCUGGGAUUCCAGGUUAGAAUAGGUCCCCAGCAACCUGGCUGCUGUCUUGGUGACUCAGUCAAUUGUGCGGCAUGGUAUGCAAACUGUCCGUAGUUUCACACAGUUUCAGUAGUUUGUCUUUCUCGUCUUGAUUAUUGACAGGCUAGAAUAUGUAUAAGUAUGCUGCAGCCAUGAGAUAGUGGUGAAACAUUCAGUCAUUAACCACAGGCUACAGGUUGUGAUACCUGUGUACUCCAUACAGUAGUGGAAGAAUACGCUCAUGUGGGUGACAGGUGUGUGUCCACGCACCCAGCAGCUAACAGUCAACGCAUGCAUGAAUCCUUUGACAAAACCCAAACUUCUAUGCAGUCCUCAUUUAGUGACAGUGUAGUGCAACUGAUAAGUAACAUGGUGGAUGACAUAUAUAUUUGAAAUCAGACCAAUCAACUGAUAAACUGGGCCUGGGCUAUUGUUAAGAUAUCAAAGACAAUUACCAAUCCACAUACCCUCAAACACAAAAUGAACCAGACUUGUACAGUCAAUGCAAAGACAAGAGGCAGCUGAACUGACAACUAAGUGCAACUUAUACAGAACCGUAACCUAAUUCGUGGAUAACCUUGAUUCGUGGAUUGCGGUAAUUAUCAUGCUAUCUUGUAAAUUAAGUCAUGUAUGACAUCACAAAGCAGUACUUCGUGUACACACAGUGCCACGCCUUGCUGACAAAAAUGUUCCGAAUCUCUGCAUUACAUGUAAGUAAAGUAAAUCUAAUUGUCCAGCACUUUGAUAAAUGCCACCAAUACCAGAUUUUAUUUUUUUACAAAAUGUCAAGUAAAAAAGAUACUGUUAGCACCAACCUUCUCACAUCUCGUCGUCCUCUUUCCUAUGUGUCAAUAGUUACUGCAAAGGGCUGUCGUACAUUGUGAUAUUUUGUAACCGACUAUGUAAUCCACAAAACUAGGUGAUGUCAUAUCUUGUGUGUGCACGAAAGUGUGAUGAUUGCAAAUGACUUCGGUAAACAAACGUUUCAUUCACGAGUGGAAAAUUAGGCAUUUUCAAUUUGCUGAAUCAGUGAAUAAAAUAA
Haliotis rubra (blacklip abalone) is the source of this 3822-nucleotide messenger RNA. RefSeq names its product centrosomal protein kizuna-like. Gene Ontology annotation, biological process: spindle organization. The record is from RefSeq and is a predicted model, not a curated record. Gene Ontology annotation, cellular component: centrosome. NCBI's taxonomy places the organism in Eukaryota, Metazoa, Mollusca, Gastropoda, Lepetellida, Haliotidae.